Penicillium longicatenatum is the source of this 447-nucleotide messenger RNA. RefSeq lists its product as uncharacterized. Bases 1 to 447 code for a protein of 148 amino acids. The record is from RefSeq and is a predicted model, not a curated record. Lineage: Eukaryota; Fungi; Ascomycota; Eurotiomycetes; Eurotiales; Aspergillaceae. The transcript has a single exon.
AUGUCUACUGUCAGCUGUUUUGACUAUCCUGGCUAUGAGCAGCUUGGAAACAUUUUCAACAUUUCCGCCGCUGUUUCCAUUCCUGCCAGUGCUCGCAUUGUGGCUUGUUCUGGCCAAAUUGCCGACAACCAUGAUCCUCUCUGGGGAAACCACGCCGAACAAUUCGAAAAGUCCAUGGUCAACAUCCAAAGAUCGCUGGCUGCUGCGUCACCUCACAUCACCAACCCUGAACAGUUAUGGGAAGGAAUGUUUUAUGUGACCUCCUUCCACGUUGGCGUGCUGUCGCGAGCGGAGCAACUGCAAAUCGCCGAGAUUGCCCGAAAAUAUUUUGGGAAAAACAAGCCUGCCUGGGCAGCUAUCUGUGUGAUGGCCCUAUUCCCCCCUGAAGCGUUGGUUGAGGUCCAGGUGCAGGCGGCCUAUUCUGAUGAGAAGAAGGUUGAUCAUUGA